Messenger RNA from Microthlaspi erraticum, 384 nucleotides. NCBI's taxonomy places the organism in Eukaryota, Viridiplantae, Streptophyta, Magnoliopsida, Brassicales, Brassicaceae. The record is from the annotation of a GenBank genome assembly.
AUGGAUACUGAAAAUUUGAUGAAGCUCUCUCUUCUCCAACGCAGAAACGGCACGGUUUCACACACCAUAGACUUGGAACUCGUCUCCCUCAACAAAUCUUCCGAUGAUCCUCUCCCAUGUUACACUUCCCUCAAGGACAUCCUCCCUUCUACGACCACCACCAUCGAUUCCCCAUCCGUCUCCGCCGUAGGUCCCACCAUCUCCAUCCGCAACCGCCUUGUUAAGCAAGCCGCUUGCGCCUAUCUUCAACCUUCUACUCCAACUCCUUCGUCUAAUCCUUCAUUCAUCGGCCGUGUCUCCUCCUCUUUCAUCCGCCUCUUCUCCGCCUUCUUCAGUUCUCUCCUCCGCAUAUUCCCCUCUCCUUUGAAAUUCUUCGGAGCUUAA